Pseudovirgaria hyperparasitica is the source of this 801-nucleotide messenger RNA. RefSeq lists its product as uncharacterized. The record is from RefSeq and is a predicted model, not a curated record. NCBI's taxonomy places the organism in Eukaryota, Fungi, Ascomycota, Dothideomycetes, Acrospermales, Acrospermaceae. The coding region runs from base 1 to 801 and encodes 266 amino acids. The transcript has a single exon.
AUGCCUUGCCUUAGGAGCAUUCUCAUCCUAGCCACCACCACCACCACACUCCUCACAACCACCAACGCACUCCCCCAUUGCGGCGCCAACCAAACCGCCUCCAGCGAAGACCCAUACUGCCAAACCCUCCCCCCAGACGCCAUCCCCGCACCUAUAACCCCUCCCACCCCAGCCGACGGCGUGCCCGACAUCGUCAUCAAAUCCAACUGCGACUUCCCCGUCUACCUGCGCGAAGUCAUCGCCGGCACCGAGCAAAACAGCAUCCACCCCUUCGGCCCCGACGGCGAGGACAUCCUCAUCACACCCGGCGAAGUCUGGACCUCCAUGUUCUACUGGCCCAACCUGGGCAUUUCCAUCAAGCUCUCGCGCGACCCCUGGGUCGUCGGCGAGCCGCAGCCGCUCAUCACGCAGCUCGAGUACACGUGGGAGCCCGAGCCGCAGAACUUGUGGUAUGACAUCAGUGAUAUCGACUGCUACGACACGCGGUAUCCGGGCGAGCAUGGGACUGACUGUCCGUUUUUUGAAGACGGGGUUUUGCUGAGGAGUGAGAGCGAGUGUCGCGUCUUGAAGUGUUUCCCGCUUGAGGAUGACUGCAAGGAUGCGUAUAUCUACCCGAACGAUGACUGGGAGACGAAGUGCUGUACGGGCAAGCCGGUGCAUUUGUUUGCGGACCUGUGUGCGAAGAAUGUGGGUGAGGUGAUGGGCGUGGAGGAGGAGGAAGGGGCUUUUUUUGAUGAUGUUGAUGGCGAGGAUCCCGAGGCGAGAUAUCUUGCGGACCAGCAGGCGGAUGCGGUGUUUUGA